CCUUGCAGCCUGCAGGACACUGAGAGAACUGAAGAAUUCAACAGGUACUCAGGCAUUCGCGAGGUCCCUGUCAUGCAGCGCGGAUGUGCAGCCUAAGAGAGCCCCAACUGCCUGAGCUCAUCUCUAGCAUGGAUGGAUUUAAAUGCGCUCCCCUCUGGCGCGUUCUCCUGUAGAAACUGGACGGUUCAGCAUCUGCCACAAUCACAUCAGAGACACAUUUUGAUCGUUUUUUGGAGAAUUUCGAGACCAAAGGCAUCCUUCAUAUCAUCAGACUUUAGUUCGACAUGAAGAGAUCUCCUUCUCUCCCUGGCUGGGUUAGAGUGGUAGGCUUGUUUCUGUGCUGGACCCGGACCGUCCAAGCCCUGGUCCUGAUUAACUCCACCCAGCUGGAGUCCAUGCUGAACCAGUACAGGGACAAAGAUGACAAGUGGUGGAAGGCGAGGUCCAGAGGGAGGAGGGCCAUCAGCGAGGGGGACAUGCAUCUGAUCCUGGACCUGCACAACAAGCUGCGCGGUCAGGUGCACCCCCCCGCCUCCAACAUGGAGCACAUGGUAUGGGAUUAUGACUUAGAGAGGAGCGCAGAGCACUGGGCACAUACCUGCCGAUGGGAGCAUGGACCGAGCCACAUGUUGACCCAAAUAGGCCAAAACCUUGGUGCGCAUUGGGGCAGGGACAGACCCCCCACCUUCCACGUUCAGGCCUGGUAUGAUGAGGUGAGGUAUUACAGCUAUCCAUACUCCCAGGAGUGUAACCCACACUGUCCGUUUAGAUGCUCAGGACCAGUUUGCACUCACUACACUCAGUUGGUGUGGGCAACUAGUAAUCGUAUUGGCUGUGCCAUCAACGUGUGCUACAACAUGAAUGUCUGGGGGAUGAUCUGGGCCAAAGCUGUCUAUCUGGUCUGCAACUACUCUCCUCCUGGAAACUGGUGGGGCCAUGCUCCGUACAAAUAUGGAAGCCCAUGUUCUGCCUGUCCAGACAGUUACGCUGGUGGAUGCAGAAACAACUUAUGUUAUAAGGAAGGGGGUGUUGAGCAGCGACCAGCACCGGAGAUUGAAGAGAGCAACUACAUUGAACCUGAACAAGAGCCGGUGCGGGACAGAGAGCCCCCGCCAAGGGCCCAGACCCCAAACCCCUCAGCCAAUGACAACCCUGACAGAACCCCUGUCGUCAGCACAGAGCAGAUGAGCCAACAGGUUGACUGUGAGACCAAACUGAGGGAUCGUUGCAAAGGAACAACUUGUAAUAGAUAUGAGUGUCCCCCCGGGUGUCUGGACAGACCCGCAAAAGUCGUUGGAACUGCGUACUACGACAUGCAAUCCAGUGUGUGUGGAGCUGGACUACACUCUGGAGUCAUUGACAACGAUGGAGGAUGGCUGGAUGUGACCCGACUGGGCAGAAAGCAGCAGUUUACAAAGUCUUACAAAAACGGGAUCCAAUCCAUUGGGAAAAACAGAAGUGCAAAUUCCUUCAAAGUAGACUCAGUCCCUGUUAAGGCAGUAACAUGUGAUACCACAGUGGCGCUUUUUUGUCCGUUCAAGAAACCCGUGCGACACUGUCCCAGGCUGUAUUGUCCCAGGAACUGUUUGCAUUCCAGUCAAGUCCGAGUUAUUGGGACAAAAAACUACUCAGAUAAAUCCAGUAUCUGCAGAGCAGCCAUCCACGCAGGUGUAAUCCUGAAUGAGUCAGGAGGGUACCUGGAUGUGAUGCCAGUGGACAGAAGGCAGCAGUAUACUGGCAGUCACCAGAAUGGCAUCAGCUCAGAGAGCUUAAUGAACCCCACAGGAGGAAAAGCCUUCAGAGUUUUUGCAGUCAUCUGAAAAAAAGAAAAUAAAAACUCUAAAAGGACAAUCAUGACUGCCUCACAUCCAGCAAGCCCACCCAUUGUGAAGCUAGAAACUAUAAUUACAUUCAUUCCUGCAGUAAAUAAUCCAGCCUCUCGGACUCUGACACCAAGUGUUUAACAUGCUAUUACUCAGGGCUUUGCCUGUGUCUUUGGUCAUCAAUUAAUCACUGUCCAGGAAGAGCAUAGCGAUGCAUAUCUGGUGAAGUGUGGUCGCACACGUAUGUUGCAAUAAACAUCCAGAACUGACCACAUAACAAACCUUGGAAGAAAUUAUAUCAUGACAUCAUGCUUUUUAACGGCCUAACAUAAACCACCAUGUUAAACACAGUUUAACCUGUAAUUUAAAAAUUCACUGGUCAGUCUGAUAUCAUUGUUUUUGCCGUGUAAUGCAAGAUGUUUUACACAUGAUCUCAUUAUAUCCCAGAUUAGAAGAGCACGCAACUUUUUUUUUCCAGGCAAUAAAGUAAGAAGCUAAGCUAUAGUAGGAGGCAAAAUGCUCUAUGCUACCGUGUAAUGAGACUCUUAAGAUAUAAAAUAAUGGAAAAAAAUUAAGAAUAUCGUACAAAACAAACUGGUUACACAAGAAAAUUCAAAUACACAGCAUGAAUUAUUUUUAUUCUUUUCAUUCUUUUUUCAUAGUGAUAUUUAACAGAAUGUCUUUGUUUAAUUUUCAAGUCUACAGUAUUCUGAGGCCUUAUCUUAUCAGCAUUCAUUAAAUAAAUCUAAGCUCAUAAAUGAGAAUAUACACAUGUACUGUAAAUAUACAUAAAUAUAGGCAUUUAAAUGAUAGGCCAGUUAAAUUGUACAUUGUAUAUCUUUGUGAAUAGAAAUGUUGUAAAUAAUAAUAGAAACCAGCUUGUUGCCUUUUUUUUUGUUUGAAUGUCUAACUCAGUCUACAGUAAAGAAAAAAAAAGAAUAAGAUGGCAUCAUAAUUCGUUCAUGCAAAUACAUAUCUUGGGCGUUUUUGCAAUUAUUUCAAGGGGUAAAACUCACCAAAUUGUCAGUCCAUUGCUGUUUGUAAAUAUUUUAUGUGAUAUUAAAACGUGACAUUAAAAAAAGCAUAUAAAUAUAUAUAUAUGCUGCAUUUUCAUCAGCUUUUGUUUACACGUGUGUAAAUUGACCCUGGCUGGCCAGGUAUGUGCAUGGCAAAAUCCCAAUAAUA
Messenger RNA from Menidia menidia (Atlantic silverside), 3008 nucleotides. The record is from the annotation of a GenBank genome assembly. NCBI's taxonomy places the organism in Eukaryota, Metazoa, Chordata, Actinopteri, Atheriniformes, Atherinopsidae.